AUUAGCAUUUAAAUUUAGAUUUUUUCAUAUAAAAGUUAACAAAAAAACAUAGCUGUCGCAUAAUAAACGUUCUCAAAAGCAAGAUAUUGCUUCUUGUUGCCAUUUUAAACCAUUGGUAUCAUAUCCCUAGUUUAACAGGUUCUAUGAUCAGUUUUUAUGGGGCUUUAUACUUGUUAAUAGCCCACUGGGCCUUAAUAAAAUAAUUUUGAUGAUAAUAAUCAUUACAUUAUACGAAUAUAGAGGUAGAGGAGCCACAUCUUUUCAUGCAAUUGUACUUCUCCCGAGAGUCCAUGACCACUCUAUGCACUACUCUAAUUCUAUAACAUAAGAAAGAAAGAAAAAUGUAAAUGUAAAUGUAAAUGUAAAUGUGUAACUGUAUUACAUGAAACUGGUACCCUUUAGACAAUGGUCCACUCAGAAAAACUGGUCAAGGCUUUUUCCUUCUAUAGACAUCUAAAAAGCUAAUGCCAUUUCCCUACAAUUUCUCUUUCUAUAACUCUUCCCAAACAAUAUAAACAACCACAUUAGAUGCAGACAGCUACUAACCAAAAAUAAACACACACAAUAGAAGAAACAAAAACAAAGAAAACUCCAUGGACAUCACAAGAAACAGCAUCACCAAGCUCCAUCUUCAAACACAGUCUCUAUUUCCUCCUAAUAUGGAGAGAACUUUAGAUGUUGAGCCAAGAAUGAGCACAAACCCAUUUGCAGAAGAUUUCAUCAAAUCACUGCCAAUUUCAUCAAACCAAAGCAGUAACAGCAGCAGCAGUGAGAUGGUAAACGAAAGAAGACAGAGUUUCUCAACACAAAAGAGCAUUGGAGAAGGAAGAAGCAGUGGACAGAGAAAAGUGAUGUUAAUGGAGUCUCCUUGCACUCCAGGCAGAGGAGUUUUCAGCUUCAGUAGCAGCCUCUCUGGUAGAAGAAGAAACUUCCCUUCUAAAUGGGAUGAUGCCGAGAAAUGGGUCACCUCCAGUCAUGAAUCUCCUGCACAUUCACUCAAGAGCCAUCACAUCCUUAAAGAUAAGUUAGCAAACGAAGUGCUAUCAACGGAAGGGUUUAUAUUCAGAGAUCUCGAGGAAGAAGAAGAAGCUCAAGUCCAACACAGAGACAUGGGAACAGAGAUGACACCGGUCGGAAGCGUAACGACUUCAAGAUGUCACACGCCCUUCGAAAGCACGUCUCCAGCGAGACACAACACGCCUUCGAACAUGUCCGGUCCGUUGACAGAAACCAAAAACGUUAUAGACAUCUCCGAGUUCGCCAACAAGUUACGACUCAGCGGGUCAGCAGCGACUCAGUAUUAUAACUCAGUGACGAGUCACUGGAACUCGAGGGAAGAGGAGGAAGAAGAGAUAUCCAAGAGCUUAAGACAUUCCGACAUGGAAAGCGAGUUACGGAGAAGUGUUUCAGUAGCUGUAUGGGAUGAUGAAGACGACAAGAUCAAGUUUUGUCAAAGAUAUCAAAGAGAAGAAGCCAAGAUCAAAGCAUGGGUGAAUCUCCAAGAUGCUAAAGCCGAAGCUCAGUCCAGGAAACUCGAGGUGAAAAUACAAAAGAUGAGAUCAAAUUUUGAGGAGAAAAUGAUGAAGAGAAUGGAUACGGUGCACCGGAGAGCAGAAGAGUGGAGAGCUACGGCGAGGCAACAACAUGCUGAGCAGUUGAAGAGAGCCGCUGAGACGGCGAGGAAGUUGAGUAACCGCCGUGGCUAUUUGGUUGCCGGCCGUAGCUCAUGUGGUUGUCUUCCCUGUAAUAAUAGUGGUUCUUGUCACUAACUGCUUUAUGUGUUUGGAUUAAUCAAUAUUCUUAUGUUAUUUUACUGCUUUAUUAAUGAAGUUCAAAGAAGGAAAUAUAUAUAGUCUUUUCUGAUUACAUACUGAACAGUCUUAAAAAUUUGUGAAUUUAAGACUGGAUAAUAUACAUUAAGAUUCUAAAGAUUUUGAAAAGGAUAACACGAACUAGUGGAAGCUUUGAUUAUUUUUUUCAGUAUAGUAGAGUUUUGUUCUUUUUGUUUUUUUGCUUAACUAAACUCGAAUUGUUGUUGUCAUGCAAAAGUUUCAAAUCCAGACAAAACUUUUGCGUCUGAAAGGAGUAGAAACAGUCCUCACAACAAGUCACAGCUUUUCUUUCUCCCCAUAAUUUUACAAGACAACACUCCUUCGUUUCUUUUGUUCUUUUCUGUUUGGCUUUAUAUGUAAAACAUUUACUUCAUGUAUUUUAAUUAAUACUAAUGUUUUUAGCUUUUCAUACAUAUAAGAAAACCUAGAUACUAUUUAAUAAUGAGAAAAAGACAAAAAUAGCACUAAAUCAAGUUUAUGUUCUCAAACUAGCAAUCAAGGUCAAAAGUCACAAAAAUAGCACUUAGUAUUUUAUCAAAAGUCACAAACUUAGGGUU
This is a messenger RNA of Brassica napus (rape), 2389 nucleotides long. RefSeq lists its product as uncharacterized. NCBI's taxonomy places the organism in Eukaryota, Viridiplantae, Streptophyta, Magnoliopsida, Brassicales, Brassicaceae. The coding region runs from base 594 to 1769 and encodes 391 amino acids. The transcript is spliced from 5 exons. The record is from RefSeq and is a predicted model, not a curated record.